This is a messenger RNA of Oncorhynchus tshawytscha (Chinook salmon), 2505 nucleotides long. Its product is annotated as ras-related protein Rab-15. Gene Ontology annotation, molecular function: GTP binding; GTPase activity. The record is from RefSeq and is a predicted model, not a curated record. The transcript has 7 exons. The coding region runs from base 1057 to 1578 and encodes 173 amino acids. Lineage: Eukaryota; Metazoa; Chordata; Actinopteri; Salmoniformes; Salmonidae.
UCUUCUCAGUUUCCAUGUUCAACAUGUAAUUCGCCCCUGGGCCCUGGCUAUGUACAGUUUGUUUAGACACCCCAGUGAGCGCUCUGUGGACAGUAGAAGUGCUUAAAAUGAGUAGGGCCUUGGUCACAAUUUUUUCAGAAUCUGAGAGUGGAAUACUUACACCCUGGUCUCUGACAUGUAGUCUCAGCAGUCCCAUUACAAGACAGAAUGUUGAACGAACUUCAUUUCAAAUUAGUUUACACCUGUUGUCCGCCGAUUUUUGUCCCUAUGUCGGAGGUAAUCUGAUACAAAAUGUCAGUGUUAUCAACCCGAACUAAGGUAUUCUUGUCUAUAUCUGGUUUUAAUUUUCAAUACUGAUGCAAUUCGCACAUGACAAAACACUCGCAAUAUAUAGCCAAGCCUUUACUGAAUAGCAAACACGUCCAGCUAAUUGCGAGGAGAAAAGUGCUUCAGUACGCUAUAAUCGGUUAGUGUGUUGCGCAUCACAUGCAACACUUCAACAGAUUGAAAAUAUGAGCGACAGAGGCUAGCGCCGCCGAAAAAAACUCGGCUAAACAACACUUUCCUGUGGGUACCCUAUAUCCACCAAAAGGACCAGUAGCAUGUACAAUAGUGAUCGGCCAUUCGCAAUAACUUUUUGAACGGAUUUGUUUAGUGAUGGUCGUUAAUAGGGGUGAAACGGUUACGGUUCACGGUUUUAGUAUUACGGUAGUAGUGUUACCGUUUUUAAUUAUCAUUAAAACCGUGUUUGAUUACCGUGUUUUGAAAAACUCAACCAAAGUUAGCAACAGUCUGAAGCAGGCGUAGGGUUUGUGGGUUUUGUUAUGUGUAGAAACAUUGCGGAAGGCAAUGCUCGGGAGAUUUAUCUGCCUUCUAAGAGGACCAAAUCUGAAGUGUGGUCGUACUUUGGGUUUUACAAGAGUGCUGAGGGAAACCUAAUCGAAGAUGGUCACACUUUCUGCAGAAUCUGCAACAACAAAAAAUCGCUGUGAAAGGGGGCAACACUUAAAGUCUCUUGAGUCAUCUUCGUGACCACCACCCGCUACUUUAAACUGAAUGCAAGGAGUGGAUUUCAAAAUGAGAACAUUACAAGUAGAUGGCAUUAAAGUACGAGUGCAGAUAUGGGAUACUGCUGGCCAGGAACGAUACCAGACCAUCACCAAACAGUACUACAGACGGGCUCAGGGAAUUCUCCUGGUGUAUGACAUCACAAGUUCCAGCUCCUUUCAGCACAUUUUGAAGUGGGCUAGUGAUGUGGAUGAGUUCGCCCCUGACAAGGUGCAGAGGGUCCUGGUGGGGAACAAGGCUGAUGAGGAGCAGAUGAGGAAAGUUCCUAAAGAACAAGGAAGCAAGCUAGCAAAAACCUAUGGAAUGGAAUUCUUUGAGACAAGUGCCUGCACCAACUGCAACAUAAAUGAGUCAUUCAUCCGGUUGACACAGCUGGUUCUGCAGGCUCACAAGAAAGAGAUGAAUGCGUUCCAGGGUUCCACUAAUUUAUACCUAGACAUGACUUCUCUGUGGGGAGAGCAGGACAAAAAGGACAGUGACGCAAACUCCCCGAAGCCCUGCACAUGUUAGCAGAAGGGCAAAGCUCUCAACCUGGGGGUGCUUGGUUAGAAGAAUGCCCCUUUCCCUGGGACAUAAUGGACAUUGGAUUGAGUAACUUAUGAAAUGUGAGGGUAUGUUCUAUGCUUACUGAAUAUUGCCCUUGCUCAGAUGAAUGCAUUAUCACUUUUUGGCCUACUCACUGUUUUCAUCUUCAUUCAUAAUUUCAUAGUUACUUGGCUUUUUCAUGUUUAUUACCCUAUUCUGCAACACCUAAACUGAUGGCGUGCUGAGUUAAGUAGUCCACAUGUAAUAAGAACAUUUGCCAGCUGAGGGAAUGUUGUCUGCAAUACUCUGAAAGCUGCAACUCAGUUACUGGGUAUACUUAAGCCUUCUCCUGUAUAAUUUGUGUUGCCAAAAUGUUAUUUUUCAUAUCACAAAUGACUUUGCUGUCUACUUGAAAUAACAAAAACUACUUAAAGUAAUUUGCAAAAAAUAUGAAUUUUUGGACUAUAGUGAAAGACAAUCUGAGGCUCUUGAGUGGUCCUUUUAUGAGGACAGGGGAGACGGGGUGGGCAGAGGGCAAGGCUAAAUUAUUAAUACACAGAAAUAGAAUAGAAUCCAAGCUAUCUGGAAGGGAUAAUUUACCUAUGGAAGACUAACCCUUUACUCAGACAAGCAUUAACGCAAAAACUCAAUCUAAAACUGAAAAUGUUCAAGUCGAUCUUUGAGUAUGUUGUGUGAAUUUCACUGCUAAUAAAUACUAAGUGUUUUUCCAGGUUGAAAACCUGUAGUAAAUGCCACAAUGGUGCAUACACAUAUACUAUUAUAAAGGGCAUUUAGGGUGUCACUGAUUGCUGACUGUUUUGGUGAAGUUUUUUAAUCGCUGUGCUAGCAAUAAGAAUCUUUUUUUUGUGUGUGAAAAAUAACAAAUACUAAUUAAAAGUCCACAUUAAUUUA